AUGGCUAUAGGCGGACCCCUCUCUGCGCUAGUCAUCAAACGAUUUGGACAUAAAAUAUCGAAAACAAGAAUUAGAAAAAUAUUUGAAUCGAUUGCACUCAUAGGACCGGCUAUUUGUUUGGCCAUAAUUACGGGAAUGGGAUGUAAUUCGACAGCAGUGGUGGCACUACUUAUUACUGCAUUAUUUUUGUAUGGAUUGUUUACUGGCGGGGAGUUUGUCAUAUAUGGCGAGAUCGCACCCGACUAUUCGGGAACAGUGUUUGGUAUUGCGGGCACAUUGGGUGCCAUACCUGGGUUUGUGGCCCCAUAUGCUGUCGGUGUUAUUCUUGGAGAUAGUCCUGGUGAGUUGCAUCGUUGGAAUACCGUGUUCUACAUCACAAUAGGUCUGUACAUAUUGGGUGCCCUGGGAUUCGAGUUGUUCGCAUCGGCAGACCCACAGCCAUGGGGUCUCAUCCAGAGGGAGGGGUCACCGAAAGCACCAAAACAUACGUGUCAUGACAAACAUUGCGAAUAUCAAUGCAAACACUGA
Oppiella nova is the source of this 528-nucleotide messenger RNA. The record is from the annotation of a GenBank genome assembly. Lineage: Eukaryota; Metazoa; Arthropoda; Arachnida; Sarcoptiformes; Oppiidae.